This is a messenger RNA of Mya arenaria, 1445 nucleotides long. Its product is annotated as myosin-2 essential light chain-like. Gene Ontology annotation, molecular function: calcium ion binding. NCBI's taxonomy places the organism in Eukaryota, Metazoa, Mollusca, Bivalvia, Myida, Myidae. Gene Ontology annotation, cellular component: myosin II complex. The record is from RefSeq and is a predicted model, not a curated record. The coding region runs from base 112 to 555 and encodes 147 amino acids. The transcript has 6 exons.
CAAUGACCGGUUUUAUGGGCAGACGUUUUGUCAAAUACAAAAUUGAAAGCUUUUACUUCCGGUAAAAAUAUUUAGAAUUCUUGGGUGUGUCAUUAAAAUUAAACACACAAAAUGUCUCAGAUGAGUGAAGAUCAGAUGAAUGACAUCAUGGAGGUGUUUAAUCUCUUUGACAACAAAGGCGAUGGCAAAAUUGCUGCCAGUCAGCUUGGUGAUUGUCUGCGCUCUCUUGGACAAAACCCUACAGAACAAGACAUUAGGAAAUGUGGAUAUGUCAAUAAUCCAGAUGCCAGAAUCUCAUUCGAAGUGUUUCUUCCCAUCUUCCAAACCAUCAACCGAAGUAGAGAGCAGCACAGUGCAGAGGAUUUCACCGAGGGAUUUAAAAUGUUUGACAAGGAGCAGAAUGGCUUCAUCAGCUCUGCAGAACUCCGACAUAUACUCACAUGUCUAGGUGACAAGUUGACAGACGAGGAGUGUGACCAGCUGUUCCAGGGCAUGGAGGACGCACAGGGAAACAUCAACUAUGAGGAUUUUGUGAAGAAUGUAAUGUCUGGUUGAAGGGACAGUUAUGCUAGCCAAAACAUCCAUUGACAGCCUACAUUGACAUUAUAUACCAGAAUGGAAAAUCACAGCAACACUGCCGCUCUCAUGAAAAACCUUUCGGAAUUCAUUACAUGUAUAUUAAAAAUGGUUAAUUGUUAAAGUUUAUGAUUGUUUUACUGGAAUACAAAAUCUCCAAAAUGCCUUAUAUGAUACACUCAACAACAUUAAUUAAGGGUCACCAAUACAUUUGAUCAUAUAUUGAUUCAGAAUAACUGAUCUGAUGACAAAAGCCUACUGCGAAGGUUGCAAACAGAGUAAUUCUGUAAAAAACUAGGUCUUAAGACUACAGGAGUGUAUUAUGAUUAAAAAUUAAAUCUGAAAAAAAAAAACAGUUGUUAGAAUAAGUGACCUGGAAAUAAUGUUGUUGAGUGUAUCUUUAAAUGCUUUUUUUGCAAUUUAAAUAAAAUCAAAGUAAUUUUUGUUGAUAAUAGCUUCAUUUGGUACUUGGUUUUUUGUAUAUUUACGUGCAUGUUUUCAUCACUGUAAAUACUAAAGUGAUAGUGUAGCUUACUAGUGAUGUAUUUUUUUUACCUUAUAAUCGUUUGUAGUUUUUGUUAAGUCUCUUUAUUAAAGAACAAAACCCAAUGAUUAUCCUAGAACACAAGUGCUUAUGUCGUUGUUUUACAUUGUAAUAAAAAGCAUUCCAUUUGUGUUGGACCACAUUAUUAGCAUUUUUUUCUCUCAGAAUGCUGGAUCUAUGCAAGCAUUACUUACUAUUUUUUCAAGAAAAAGUGUGAUUUUCUUUCGUUGACUUAUAGUUGCUUAAACUUGCUAUAUUGUGCAUACUUACUGUACAACUAUUAUACAUGUAGCCACAAUUUUUGUAAUAAAAUGUGAAGAUUGUA